Molecule: messenger RNA, 3426 nt
Organism: Poecile atricapillus (Black-capped chickadee)
Lineage: Eukaryota; Metazoa; Chordata; Aves; Passeriformes; Paridae
Gene: RAB31
Product: RAB31, member RAS oncogene family
Exons: 7
Coding region: 91-678 (195 amino acids)
Molecular function (GO): GTP binding; GTPase activity
Source: RefSeq, a predicted model, not a curated record
GCGGGGGCGGCCCCGGCGGGGCUGGGCCGCCUCGGCGGGGCAGUGCGGAGCGGUGGCGCCGGGGAUGCGGAGCGGCCGGGCCCCGGGCAGAUGAUGGCGAUACGCGAGCUCAAAGUGUGUCUGCUUGGCGAUACUGGGGUUGGGAAAUCGAGCAUCGUUUGUCGGUUUGUCCAGGACCACUUUGAUCAUAAUAUUAGUCCUACUAUUGGAGCAUCCUUCAUGACUAAAACUGUGCCAUGUGGGAAUGAGCUUCAUAAAUUUCUGAUCUGGGACACAGCUGGUCAGGAACGGUUUCAUUCCUUGGCUCCAAUGUACUACCGAGGUUCAGCAGCAGCUGUGAUAGUGUAUGACAUCACCAAACAGGAUUCAUUUCAUACUUUGAAAAAAUGGGUGAAAGAACUAAAAGAACAUGGUCCUGAAAACAUUGUAAUGGCUAUCGCCGGAAACAAAUGUGAUCUUUCUGAUAUCAGGGAGGUUCCUAUGAAGGAUGCCAAAGAAUAUGCAGAAUCUAUAGGUGCAAUUGUCGUUGAAACCAGUGCAAAGAAUGCUGUUAACAUUGAAGAACUUUUUCAAGGAAUAAGUCAGCAAAUCCCACCCUUAGAUCCUCAUGAAAACAGUAACAAUGGAGCAAUCAAACUUGGAAGGCAGACUUCACAGAUGGGUAGGCGGUGCUGCUGACCCAACUUGAUCUUUUUAGAUUUACUUGAAAAACAGCACCAUUUGCCUUUUUUUUUUUUUUUUCAAUGAGAAAGGACUUCGUGAUCUCAGUGACGUGGCUCCUUAUCUUGAAAGCAGUAAUUUCAAUACUUCCCAUGAGCAAUAACGCAAGGACCAGAAGCAGAAGGCUUUACUUCAAAGGGAUUUUGCAAAACCCAGUUGGAAAAUCCUCUCUAAUAUCCUGUCGAAAUGACAAUGUCAAAGUACUCCGAUUCUCUGUUUAAACUAGUGACUGUUUUUUUUUUUUUAAUAAAAAGAUCAGUUCAUAUAUAUCAUUUAGGUUUGCUGCAAAAACCUAUCUUCUUACAUUUGCAAAGUGGACUUGGCAUGUUUCUAGAGUUUUCUCUGUAAUAAUAGGGUGAAAAAAACCCCAUAAAUCCUGAGUUUUGGCUUACAAUUUCUCUGCCAUCUUUUUAUCUGAACUCUGCUUCACAAGUUUUCUAAAUCUGCAGCUUCACCUCCUACUUUCAGUAAACAUCAGCAAGAAGGAAACUGAAUUUGCUAACUGAAGAAAAAAAUGGAUCCAAGGGAUGAGUGAAUGCAGUUUUUUAUGGACUGGAAGUCAAAAUCUGUGUCAGGAAGUGCUGUGUAUGUGGAAGAAGGUGUUGUCAUGAAGGAAACUGCUGGACUCCAUAUAGUUCCAGUGUGCUCCAGAAAGAAGUGAAAAUGCAGCCACUGUGUAGACUGGAAUGAUUCCCUGUGCAGGGUGUGGGUUUCAGUAAUUGCUGAAAAUGUAAAAAGAGCAUAAGUACAUGCUUGAUCUCCACUGCUUACCAGGGUUCCUCCAAAUCUGUGCCCCAGACCAAAGCUAUCUGUGUUCAAAGUUGCAUAUUCUUUGGUUUCUAAAAGAGGGUGCCACAGUGCCUCACUCCUCACGGUCUCACUGCCGUGCUCCAAGAGGUCUUUGAGUUCAGAGAAUGAUAUUUCUGUACACAAAAACUGCACAAGAGAGCACAAUAUAAUUUGGGCUCAGAGGCUGGAAUCUAAAAAAAACAAACAUGAAUGUCUGCUUACAUUAAUGUGUUUUUGUAAUCAUGUAAUUCCCUGAAUUUGUGGAGUAGUCUUCUUGAUUGUGUGGGGAUGUGGUGUGGAAGACACACUGUGUGAUAUCAAGCAUGAUGCACUUGGAAAUGCAGUGGAGGAAAAAAUUCCUACAGAGGGUUAUGAACUAGAAAGAAUGUAAAACCAUAUGUGUUUUCCACUUCCUUCUUUUUUGAAUUUGUGUGACUGAGAUGAUAAAAUCCAAAUUUGUCUUCUUCAUCAAUUUCAUUGGAAGUGGGAAUUAGAGUAAGAAAUGCUGUAUUCAAAACCAGAGCCCAGCCUGAAUUCCACAACAUUAAUUUGUUCUCUUAUGAGGAAAAUUAUCGCCGCUGCACAUUUUCAGGAGGGCUUAUUAAAAGCAAACAAAAGGGAAAAAUAACUUUCCACAAUAAAUCAUGAGCAGACAGCCUAGAGCGUGGUUUCCGUGUUGAUACAUAGAAAAUCAGACCUUAUUGGCUGGUUGUGAGAUUGCUUAGAUAAAAUGUCACUAAUUGUUAGGGCUUGAAACAGAGCCAGAUAAAAUCAACAGGAACAUUUUGUCUCCAGAGGGCUUGGAGUAGUAUAGGUGGGAAAUAUCCCUCUGGAUUUUAUCUAAGAACAUACGCUUCACUGUUUUUUCACAUAUAAUUAAUUCCUUCUAUAUUUUGGACUCCUUUGAAAACAUUCUAGAAAAUAUGGCCUCGGAUAUUUUGGGUAAACUUUCCGUUUUCAGCUGUGCUGAUAUACAAUCCGUGUCUCUGACUCAUUGCAGCAACUAUUUUACUGAUAGUCUAGGGUUAUUUAAGUGAAAAUUCAGUAAUCAUCACUGUUGAUAGCUGGGGAGGGAGACAGGCUCCUUUAGGGAACAUUUAAUUCCAUCCAGUACAAGCAAGUCUGCCAGGGAUGCCUGGCUCCUUCAUUUGGCUGGGGAGGGAAAAGCUUCAUGUGGCCUUCAGUGCUAAGGAAAUACCAAACUUAACAACAUCACAGGUUCUUACAUUUUAUGGGGUCUGUGACCCAAUGCUGGAAGAGAUCUGAUUCCUCCUAAGUAAAACCCAGUAAGAGGCUAGACUAGUUACCCAGAAAACAAGGUGAGAUUGAACCCAUGUUUUUGGAGGUGUCGUAAACUUUAGUUCAACAUAUAGCAGUUAUCCAUAAUUGAUUUUUAAGCUUUUGUAAAUCAUUGUUACAUAUUUUUUUUGAACAUGGCAUCUCAAAAUUUACUAAAUCCUAAAUGAGAUGUCUGAAAGCUUUGUAAGACAAUUUUGUGAGUACCUUUUGUGAGUACUCUAAUUUGUGUUAGAGAUGGCAAUUGAUGCUGAUUUUUAUGGGACGUUGUCCUGAACAACAAGUUCUCACUUGUUGUUCAAGUCCUGUUCUGGCUUUGAGCAGUGUGUGAAUCAGAACAGGUUUAUAUGUUAAAAUAGUUUUAAAUUGGAAGUUUUUACAAUGGAUCUCUGAGGGAUUUUAAAAUUUGAAUGGUGACUAAAUAGGUUUUGCUUUAGGUGGGGCAGAUCUAAAUCACUUUAUUCUGCUUUUAGUCAAGAAAAAGACUUAAAUUAAUAAGGAUUCUGAUUGUAUAAGUUCUUGAGGUUUGGGUUAUUGGGAGCUUCAGCAGAGAAGUCUGAAGCCAGAAGAAAAAUGAGGCAAUGUGCUGUGCAGAGCGUCUCGUAUUUUCUCUGAACACAG